CCCCACGGAGGAAAACUAUAUAAACUGCAAAAAUACUCCGUCAAGAUGACAAUACCAUCAAGCUCAACAAUCUCUUAAUCGGAUACUUUGAAAAAAUCCUUUUGCGAGCACGCUGACGACGAGUGACCUGCAAUUUUGAAUUCGUCUCUACUUCCUACAAUGUCUUCCAGCAAAGCCCCUGGCAAAUUCGGGUCUUUACAAUCUGUUUUCCGACCAGCUACCAGCUGCUGGGUGUGAAUAUGCACUGUCGGACACUGACCGUGGAUUCCAGAAUGCAAUCGAAAUGGGCAACAUUGCUGCUGUCCGCAGCUUUCUCGACCUGGGCAUCUCGGUGGAUGCAGUGGAUUCGUACAAAGUUAGCUUACUUGCUAUGGCAGCUAGCUGCAACCAGAUUGAGGUAGCCAAGCUGCUCAUAGAGCGAGGUGCAAAGCCCUUGGAUGAGUACCCAGCUCCUCUCGCACUCGCAGUUUUGGAGCGGGAUCUGUCAAUGGUGACUCUCCUCCUGGAUAACGGAGCAACGAUGUCUUACGAGGCCGCGCUUUUCAUCCUCUCGUACUGUGAUCUGGACACUUAUAAGCAGAUCAAGUACCAAUUCUCUGUGAAACGCGGAGACGUCUUCGGCAACACCAUGCUGCAGCGUGCUGCAGAAAACACCAAACACUCUGAAAUCUUUCAUCAUAUUGUUGCUGAUCUUGAUAGCGACGAGUAUUCGCUUGACCACCGGAAUGACCAAGGCGAAACAGCUCUCAUGGUGGCUAUUGAUUCUUGUAAUCUAAGCGUGGUGAAACUCUUGAUCUCGGCCAAACAUCGCGAUGCAGCCGGUCUCCGUCUGCACUCGCGCGAUGGCAACUAUCCCAUCCACAAGGCAAUCCUAGCCGGCAGCAUGGAAAUGGUCAAGAUGCUUGUGAAGGCUGACCCGGCCGUUGUCAUCGACAAAGGCGCGCUCAACCAGACCCCCAUCCACCUCGCCGUCGAGUGCAACAAGAUGGAAAUCCUCGAGUUCCUCUUCCGCAACGGCGCAAAAAUCUCAGGCUACAACACCCAGGGUCUUCUCCCAUUGCAUCUCGCCGUGCAGCACCGCAACACCGCCAUGGUUAGGUUCCUCCUUCGAUUCGGCUCCCCCAAUAUCACUAAUUCCGCCAACGGUCUGUGCCCCUCGGACCUGGCCCGCCGUUUGAAGUAUCAUGGCACCGCCUCCAUCAUCGAGCAGUGGCCAAAUAUCGACCCCUCCCUGUAUAGAGAUCACCCAGACGGGCGGCCCAUCUACCGCAUCUGAGUUGUUAUUAUUGAUGAAAAAAAAGCCCUGCUAAGUUUUCUUCCCACGUUGUUCCCUUUUUGCUAACUAGAGAAGCAGUCUAUCACAUCAUAUCAUCCUUGAUAUUGUUCCUGAGCUCCUGGGUUUCCUAUGUAUAUUGAGCAGGCGAGUUUGGUUACAAUAUAACCAGUUCACGGAUUCCCAUCGAGUUAGAUUAUCAUGAGAGUAGAUCAAUCACCUUCAUUAACUACUUCUAGCUAUAUAAUGAACAUAAUGAACAUGAC
Penicilliopsis zonata CBS 506.65 is the source of this 1539-nucleotide messenger RNA. RefSeq lists its product as hypothetical. The transcript has 2 exons. The record is from RefSeq and is a predicted model, not a curated record. Gene Ontology annotation, molecular function: protein binding. Lineage: Eukaryota; Fungi; Ascomycota; Eurotiomycetes; Eurotiales; Aspergillaceae. The coding region runs from base 284 to 1276 and encodes 330 amino acids.